Talaromyces stipitatus ATCC 10500 is the source of this 690-nucleotide messenger RNA. RefSeq lists its product as uncharacterized. Lineage: Eukaryota; Fungi; Ascomycota; Eurotiomycetes; Eurotiales; Trichocomaceae. The transcript is spliced from 4 exons. The record is from RefSeq and is a predicted model, not a curated record. The coding region runs from base 1 to 690 and encodes 229 amino acids.
AUGUACCUUGGCUCUCCAGAUUUUAUUAUUACCGAUGCAGGAAAGAAUUUCCUCGCCUCAUCUGUUAGUAUGAUUACAGUCAACGUUCCUGUCGAAGCACAUUGGUCAAUUAGUAUUGUUGAACGUUACCAUACUGUACUAUGUCGCUCGUAUGAGAUCAUUUCAGAAGAAGUGCCAGAGCUUGCACCUGAAAUGGCGCUUCAAAUGGCCAUCAAAGCUGUCAACAAUACCGUAGGUCUAGAUGGCUACGUUUCUACACUUCUUGUCUUUGGAGUGUACCCCCGAAUGACGGACUAUAGUCCUCCCGCAUCCACAGUCGUUCAACACGCUGCUACAGUCAAGAAAGCAAUGACUGAAGUACAAAGGCUUCACACUGUACGCCAAGUCAACAACGCGCUCAAUAUUCGCAAUGGACCAUCGUCUACGCUCACAUGCUUAUAUAGCGUGAAGAAAGGACUGUACAAGCUUAUAUCAAUUGAUAGAGAAAUGUGCACCGUGGAGCUCCCCAACGGACCUACAAAGUUUAGGUUAACUGUUGUCAAACUAUACUAUAAAGAUAACGAUUUAGAGCACAAAGAUGACGAGCAGCUAGCUCCAGAGGAAGUACCACCUAUAGCACCGUCAAAUACACCAACUCCCACACCUCAAGUCGCUACACCACCGUCCAAGCCUAAUAACGCUAAAGCAUAA